GAAAUGCCAAUAAAAAUAAAUAAAACACCACCUUUGGUAAAAGGCAAUUAAAAGGAUAUUGAACACACAUAUGGAAGGGGUGGUUGAAUGAAUUCUACUAAAUUUGGAAAUUGUGUAUACAAGAACAACGAAUCACCCACCUGUUUUACUCCUAACUACUACCUUGUGAAUUUUAUUUUGUGAAAUACGUAGACCGCACUUCGCUUACUUCGAUUUUUCAAAAGAAAAAUAUUGACAUCGAAAUAACCAGAAAAUUGCUCUCACUAGCAUAGCAGGAUCUAAUACGUGCACACGUCCCUGGUAGAACCGAGUCCUACAGUAAGGGCGUUGGUGACCACGGUCACGGCACUGUUGUGGUCACAGCAACGCGUCGUUGUUGUUUAUAAUUUUCAAACAAAUAAAUCACCACCAAAUAGCCAACAAGAGUGUCUGUUAUAUUUCGUUUUAAAUCCAGUUGAAAGAAGAAAUCAAACACUUGAGAAUGGAUCACAGUCCGUCGAACGCUACUUUGCCGGGUAAGCGCCAGCAUCCGUCUACGAUGCAGCGUAAAAAAUCCGGCCCCAAAUUUGAGCUUUCCGAAGCACAAAAAGCCGACAUUAAGGAGGCUUUCGAUCUAUUCGAUACGGAGUGCACCGGUUUUAUAGAGGUCAAGGAGCUGAAGGUUGCAAUUCGAGCGCUUGGUUUUGAGCCGAAGAAAGAGGAAAUCAAACGAAUGAUUGCCGAAAUCGAUAAAGAUGGCACUGGACGCAUAUCAUUCAAUGACUUCCUACAACUAAUGACCAUGAAAAUGGCUGAGAAGGACACUAAGGAGGAAAUAUUAAAAGCAUUUCGUCUGUUCGAUGACGACGAUACUGGCUCGAUUUCCUUUAAAAAUCUAAAACGCGUUGCACGCGAAUUGGGCGAAACAUUGACCGAUGAGGAGUUGCGUGAAAUGAUUGAUGAAGCUGAUUUGGAUCAUGAUGGUGUAGUGAAUCAGGAUGAGUUUUUGCGCAUCAUGAAAAAGACAAGUCUAUAUUAAUUGUAUAUUUGUGGUUGUAGUGUAGCCCCAAAUAGUGCUGUGCGUUGUUUAUAAUGGUCAUAAUGACUAGGCGGAAGGGUAUACUAUGUUUUUUAUUCUAUUUUUAAUUUUUUGCUUUGUGUAUUAAAUAUUUCACAAUUUGUAUUUUGUUUCCACAAAUCUGAAAUAUUUAUGUUAUCAUGAUUUAAUUUUAACUUAUAUAGAAUGUUGCCAUUCAUACUUACAAAUAAUAUAAUAAUAACUUUGAAAUAGCUCUGCUGGACUUGCAUAUGUAUACAAAACUGUUACUUAUUGUUUAUUUUUUUUAUUGCUUUGUUAAAAUGCUUUAUUUCUCUAUUAAAUAUAUGAACUUGUGCAUAUUGCAGAUGAUUGAGAAGUUUUGUGUACAUUUAAUUUAUAAUACAAAACUGUGUAUACGGUAUUUUUAAGCGCGUUUCAGUGUCUUAAAGGUUUUUGCAUUUACUUAAGGAGUACAGCGAAAUAAUUGUUUAACGAUGCUGAAAUUAAUUUGAAUCAUUAUGUGUAAGAGGCGCCCUCCGCUAAAAAAAAGAAUAAAGAAAAUAAAAAUAGCCCGUUACUAAAGUA
Bactrocera neohumeralis is the source of this 1603-nucleotide messenger RNA. RefSeq lists its product as uncharacterized. The record is from RefSeq and is a predicted model, not a curated record. Gene Ontology annotation, cellular component: centrosome; centriole. Bases 482 to 1018 code for a protein of 178 amino acids. Gene Ontology annotation, molecular function: calcium ion binding. The transcript is spliced from 2 exons. Gene Ontology annotation, biological process: centriole replication; mitotic cell cycle. Lineage: Eukaryota; Metazoa; Arthropoda; Insecta; Diptera; Tephritidae.